AUGUCAAGCAAUGAACUGCACGCGCUGGCCAAGAGCCAGCGUGGUCCCUUCCCGUCGGCGGGACCGAUCGCGGUGGUGAGUCAAUGGUUGGGGUUUCUCUCCGAGUCGGUGAAGCAGUGGCAGGCCCUCGUCGCCGGUGGCGCCGACCCCAAUGCGGUGGACAAGAACGGUCGAACUCCGCUGCACGAGGCCAGCGCGCGUGGCAACUGGCAAGCGGUGGACUACCUCCUACGCGCGGGGCUGGUGACAAAGAUCAACGCGAGGGAUCGCUGGGGCCGCACGGCGCUGGACCUCGCCAUCGUGGGCGGCCACAAGGAGGUCGAGGUCCUACUCUCGGCCCACGAAGCGAUUGCCGUUGCCCGCGAAGAAGAAGAACCAUGCGACCUCCUCCCGGCCUGCGAGAAGCCGCCGCGGGGCUGCCCGCUCCUGCAAAUGCCCACCGAAAUGCUGGUGCUCAUUCUAUCAUGGCUCGAGCCCCGUGACCUGUGCGCCGUGGCCCAAACCUGUUCGGCUCUGGAGGAAGCCAGCCGAGACAAUGCGUUGUGGCGGCGGUUCUGUGACGAAGAGCAUGCGCUGCCCGGCGGGCAGAGCUGGAAGGACUGCUACCGGGAGUGGUGUGUUCCCCACCUCCGCGCUUAUGCCGCGGCCGGGAAGAGAUGCCUCAUCGAGCGGUAUGUGUAUGACAAAUUCCGGUCCAGACGGUCUCACAUCGGCGUAGACGUCUACAUGAAGGAGACCCACAUGGGCGACCGGCGGCUGAUGCUCCAUCUUUUCCACCUCUCAACGACAUUCAUGUCGCACGAGCCGAGGGUGUCAUUCCCAAGGAUCUUCUAUCGGGAGGCGGUCGGCCUGGUCUACGUCUACGACGUGACGCGACGGGACUCGCUCAAUGUACUCCCGCAACGGCACCAGGAGAUCGUCCAACACUUCCCCGAUGGCGUGCCACCCAUCAUACUCGUGGGAACGAAGGUGGACCUCAUCGACGCAAGCUCCGCAGCAAGGCCGUGCAAAAGGGAAGUCAGCGAGGAGAAGGCCCGGGCAAUGGCCCGUAGACUGAACGCAGUGGCGUGGAUGGAGACGAGCAGCAAGCAGGACGCCCAGAACGUGAACGAGCUGUUCGAGCGAAUGCUGCGCGAGUCUUUGGAGUGGGCGGAUCCCUUCCGCGUGCACGUACCGGUCCGGGAAGAGCCAAGCGGGUGGUUUGUCCCGCCGUCGUUGAGCACGCAACUGCUCGCCCGCAAUAGAACCCUCGACUGCUACGACGACGGUGGUGGUGGCCAAAGCCGCAGCUGCGUGCUUCAGUAA
This is a messenger RNA of Acanthamoeba castellanii str. Neff, 1305 nucleotides long. RefSeq names its product Ras subfamily protein. Gene Ontology annotation, molecular function: GTPase activity; protein binding; GTP binding. The record is from RefSeq and is a predicted model, not a curated record. NCBI's taxonomy places the organism in Eukaryota, Discosea, Longamoebia, Acanthamoebidae. The transcript is spliced from 8 exons. Bases 1 to 1305 code for a protein of 434 amino acids.